Molecule: messenger RNA, 1973 nt
Organism: Ilyonectria robusta
Lineage: Eukaryota; Fungi; Ascomycota; Sordariomycetes; Hypocreales; Nectriaceae
Exons: 4
Coding region: 1-1932 (643 amino acids)
Source: RefSeq, a predicted model, not a curated record
AUGGAUGCCGAAGAUGUCAGAGAAGCGAGGAGACUUGUACGAACCUACAGCCUUGAGGUUUCAGAGCGGUUGUCACCCGACAGCGAUGCGUUCCCUCUGGGUGAAUUGCUGCGACAGAACGUGGAUGGCCUUGAAAGAGAGGAUAUACAAGAUCCAUGGCGGAAGUUCUUUGAGCCAGUUGAGUAUUCCACUACCAGGAGGCGAGUCGACCCCAUCAGCGCUCUCAUCUCAGUCGAGGCAACCCAGCUUCGAGAAAAAUGGGUGACGUUCCAUGAAAGCUGCUCGAAAGAAGACAAACUGGAUUUGAAGAAAUUUGAUCCAAGCAUCGAGGGCGUUGUUGAUUUGGUGCGCGAAUCGAACACUAAAUGGCAGACCAAGAGAAGAAAGGGUGGAGGAGGCAAGUUCAUGUCAACUUUCCAUUCAUUCUGUAACACCCUGGACUCUCACAGCGCGCUUCUGAAAGUCCUCCCUGAAGGAAAUCAAUACGUUUCACUUUUCACUGGAUCACUGAAUGCAAUUAUUCAGGCUAGCGUCAACCAUGAGCGCUUUGCUGAAGGCCUUGCCGAUUCACUGGCCUCCAUCAGUGAGCACAUCACUGAAUGCAAGGCUGAACUGGAGAUCUUUCACACACCUAGGGUGGUGGAGAAGGUAGCCGAUCUGUAUGCGCACGUGUUCCUCUUCCUUUCCAGUGUCAUGGACUUCCUCAUGCGAAAGCGUUUCUCCAAGAUGCUCGACUCCUUCAGCGAGAAUAUCUACAAGAAGUUCGAGGAUGACAUCCAAAAGAUCAACGCCAAAGCUUUGGCAGUCCGCGAUAUUGCUGCUCAGAGCUCCCGAGCCGAAGUCCGUUCUACUCGAGAGCAAUUAGAACUGUUGAAUCGUGACUUCCGGGUGGGUUUACAAGGAGACGCGAGACAUCAGGCCGAGAUGAGGGAUCACGCUGAGUGGAUUCGGAGGGAGCUCCUCAAGGAGAGGCAAGAAUUUUUAGAUGCUGGUCGACAUGUGAAGGAACUCACUGCUCAACUUAACUUUCUGUUAGAGCGACCGGCGACACCGACAAACCUGGCGACACCGACAAACCCGGCAACACCGACAAACUUCGCAACACUUCCGCACCUGGUACUCUUCACGACUCAGCAACCAAGCAUCAUGGCCCAGAUGAAGAAAUACUCCGCAGAGGAGGUUGCCCUGAAUUCGGCGCAUCUCGAGGCAUUUUUUGAUAGGGAGCGAGUGCGCAUGGAACGCUGUCGUUUCAACGCGGCGCGCGUCGCCAUACCAACGUUGUCGCGUCUCGAGAGAUGGUCCACCGGCUCGGCACCACACAUGCUGUGGAUCGAGGGCCUAUUCAACGGCGCUGACCGCGUCUACAACCCCAUGAGUCUUUUGAGCGCCAGUAUUAUCAGCUGUGCAUCACACUCAGGCGUCCCUGUCAUCUCGUACUUUUGCGAACUUCCUGACCAACACCAACUACGACCCGACUCGGAUGAAUCGAAGACGAGGCAAGGACUCAUGGCGUUGGUUUCAGCGCUGCUGCGCCAGAUGGUCGAACACCUCCCGCCUGUGGUCGAGACUGAGAUCGACUUGACCGAAGCGCGAUUUCGACUAAUGGACGGCACAUCUAAGCCCAAGCCCUGGGAUGAUGCCAUGGCCAUGUUUCGCGAGCUGGCCACAUUGAUGCCGGAGAAGGUAUUCUGCGUUAUCGAUGGCCUGAACAGGUUUGACGGGUAUUAUGACAUGAGCACGGAGCCAUGCUUGGCCGAGUUGAUCCAGGUGCUGAGAGACUGCAAUUUUAAAGUCUUGUGGACUACAAGCGGACGAUCGGGCGCUUUGACGGAACAUAUCUCAUUUUCUGAGGCUUUGCAUCUGCAGAACUAUAAGGCUUCGAAUGAGUCGGUGUGGCGACCCAGGUUCUUUGUCGCCGAUUUAAAGGACUGAUAGGCUCAGUGCCCGAGUAGUACAAAGCAAAUUGCGAUAUC